GUCAGACACAUGGUGCUUGGAGAGCAUAAGGAUCCUGAUUCCUGACACUCACAGUCAAAGACAGCCUCCUUCAAGAAAGCUUUGCUUCCACCUGCCUGUCUCACUCCAUGCCACAUCUCUCCACUGCAUGAAGCAUCACCACAAUCCAGAUUGCAAUCUAGAAGAGAAUAACAAGCUAAACCCCAUGGUGCACACAUAUGAUGGAUGGACCCACCAUUCAGCAGUAAAGCCCUAGAAUUCAAAGAGUUAUCUGAAAGUCUGUGCAGUGCAUGCACAGCAUGUGCCGGUUUAUUUAACGACUGGAAUUGCACAUCAUAGCAUAGAUGUCUGAAAUUAAAUUGCAAAUCCUAUAAACUGCUUUGCAUUGGAGAACAGACAGCUGCCUUAUGAUUGUCCUGGACUGUUCUGCAAGAGGACAGGGAAGCUAUGGAUUUGAGAGAUGGUAUCUGUUGGUUAUUGCUUGCACUAGUUCUGUAUAAGGACACACCUGCAUAUGCUACUUUAAGGAGAACCAUAGGUGCUGGAAGCCAAGGCUCUCUAUCUCCAGAAUUGCACUUUGAUAUACUGGACUUUACUGAUAACAGUGAUUAUAAUAUUGUUGUGGCUUAUGAAGUCGAUAGAAAUGGCAAGUAUGUCACUCAUGAAAUUAGCCAUAACCAGAGAAGGAAAAGAUCCUUAGGGAAGACUGAAACCGACCCACUGCACCUCAGGCUUCAUGGAUUUGGGCAGGAUAUGAUUUUGUCAUUAAAAGUUUCCGAGAACCUUUUGACACCUGGAUUUGCGAUACAAACGUUUGGAAAUGGAAGGACUAAAUCUACUGAGUCUUACUCUCCUCAAGACUUUUGCUUCUACCAAGGGUCACUGCUGUCCCAUGAGAACUCAUCUGUAGCCCUCUCGACAUGCAAUGGCUUGUCAGGUUUAAUAAGGACACCGGAAGCUGAUUAUUUUUUGAAACCACUGCCUACGCACAUAACUCUAAAACACAAUUACUCUUCUUCAAACGGUCACCAGCCCCAUGUUUUAUACAAGCGAUCGGUUGAGAAUCAUUUGUACAGGGACAAAGAAACAAUGCUAGUUGAGAGGCAGCAGGAACUUGAAAACCACAACUAUCUUCACCAAGAGAAUUCAUCUCAUCAGCACAACCACCAAAAGGACCAAAGACACGGGCAACAUGACAAACAGCACUACUGUGGAAGACGCAAGAAAUAUAUGCCUAAACCACCCAAGGAUGAUAUUUUUAUUUUGCCUGAUGAAUAUAAAUACCAAGCUCGAGGCAAGCGAUCGCUUCCUAAAUAUCAGAGGAAUAAGCCCCUAAAUGUGGAAACUCUUGUUGUUGUUGAUAACAAAAUGAUGCAGAACCAUGGGCAUGAAAAUAUUACUACUUAUGUUCUGACAAUACUCAAUAUGGUAUCAACAUUGUUUAAAGAUGGAACUAUAGGAGGAAAUAUUAACAUAGCUAUUGUUGGUCUCAUUCUUCUAGAAGAUGAACAGCCCGGUCUUGUUAUCAAUCAUCAUGCUGACCACACGUUGAGCAGCUUCUGCCAGUGGCAGUCUGGACUGGUGGGAAAAGAUGGAAGCAGGCAUGAUCAUGCUAUUCUGCUCACUGGUUUAGACAUAUGUUCUUGGAAGAAUGAGCCAUGUGACACUUUAGGAUUUGCUCCAAUAAGUGGUAUGUGCAGUAAAUACCGCAGCUGCACUGUUAAUGAGGACACUGGGUUGGGCCUAGCUUUCACCAUUGCCCAUGAGUCUGGUCACAAUUUUGGUAUGGUCCACGAUGGGGAAGGUAACAUGUGCAAGAAGUCAGAAGGUAACAUAAUGUCUCCAACACUGGCCGGGCACAAUGGUGUCUUCUCCUGGUCCGCCUGUAGCCGGCAAUACUUGUACAAAUUUUUAAGCACUGCCCAAGCUGUAUGUCUUGCUGAUGACCCCAAACCUGGGAAAGAAUAUAAGUAUCCCGAAAAACUGCCAGGGGAGCUGUACGACGCUAACACACAGUGCAAGUGGCAGUUUGGAGAAAAGGCCAAGCUCUGCAUGUUGGACUUUAAAAAGGAUAUAUGUAAGGCACUUUGGUGUCACAGAGUCGGGAGAAAAUGUGAAACAAAAUUUAUGCCAGCAGCUGAGGGCACAACAUGCGGGCAUGACAUGUGGUGUCGAAGAGGACAAUGUGUUAAACAUGGAGAUGAAGGACCCAAACCCACAGAUGGUCAGUGGUCAGAUUGGUCAGCGUGGUCUUCCUGUUCAAGGACAUGUGGCGGAGGAGUCUCUUACAAAGAGCGUCAGUGUAAUAACCCACGCCCCUUGCAUGGUGGAAAAUACUGUGAAGGUUCUUCAAGGAUCUUUAAAAUUUGCAAUAGCCAGAGCUGUCCUAAGAACAGCAUUGACUACAGAGCUCAGCAAUGUGCAGAGUAUAACAGCAAACCAUUUAGAGGCUGGUACUAUAACUGGAAGCCCUACACUCGCGUGGAAGAACAGGACUAUUGUAAAUUAUACUGUAUCGCAGAAGGAUUUGACUUUUUCUUUUCCUUGUCAAACAAAGUAAAAGAUGGCACUCAGUGUUCUGAGCACAGUAACAACGUGUGUAUUGAUGGAAACUGUGAGACAGUUGGAUGUGACCAGAUCCUUGGGUCCAAUGCUGUCCUGGAUACAUGUGGUGUGUGUAAGGGGGAUAAUUCCACCUGCAAGAUUUACAGGAACCAGUACACAAAACAACACUACUCCAACCAAUAUUAUUCAGUCGUCACAAUCCCAGCUGGAGCUCGCAGCAUUCGUGUUUCUGAAAUGAACAUUUCUACCUCUUAUAUUGCUCUACGUAACACCCACAAAAAAUACUACCUCAAUGGUUACUGGACCGUGGACUGGCCUGGCCAGUACAAGUUUGCAGGAACGGUGUUUGAUUACAAAAGACCAUAUAAUAAUCCUGAAAGUUUAAUUUCUCCUGGACCCACCAAUGAAACAAUAGUAGUUGAGAUACUGCUACAAGGUAAAAACCCUGGAAUCACAUGGGAAUUCUCGCUGGCCAAAUCUGACAGUGAGAAGAAAAUAGCCCCAAAACACAACUACACCUGGGCUAUCAUUAGGUCUGAGUGUUCGGCUUCUUGUGGAGGAGGUUACAUGAAUACAAAGGAAGGGUGUUACAAAGACAUGCGUGUCCAAGUAAAUACUUCCUUUUGUAAUGCCAAGAAUCGCCCAAUUACAGGACCUGUUCCUUGUAAUUUGCAAGCUUGUCCUCCAAGCUGGUCAGUAGGAAAUUGGACUGAGUGCAGUCAAACUUGUGGGAUUGGAGAGCAAUAUCGUCAGAUCCACUGCACCCAAAAAGCAAAUUACAAGAUGGGAACGGUGGCAAACAAAUUAUGUCCCUUGCCGGCUCCUGCCCACCGACAGGCGUGCAACACUCAGAGUUGUCCACCAGCAUGGAGUGUUGGGCCUUGGUCGGAGUGUUCUCGAACUUGUGGCAGAGGAUGGAAAAAAAGGUCUGUGGUUUGCAAGAGUACCAAUCCUUCUCCUCGUGCUCACAUUCUUAAUGAUGCAGCCUGCACAUCAGAGUUCAAGCCAAAAACACAAGAAACCUGUGUGGUUAAACGCUGCAACAAACCUAAGAAGCUUCAGUGGGUUGUGUCGGAUUGGUCAGAGUGCUCUGCAACCUGUGGACCAGGAGUUCAGAAAAGGACACUGACAUGUACAGAAAAGUAUGCUUCUGGAAAGAACAGAGAUCUUGCCCCCAAAAAAUGCUCACAUCUGGAGAAGCCAAACCUAGAUCUUGAAAAACAAUGUCAAAAGGCGGAAUGCCCAAGAUACAAUUAUUACCCCGUGAUUAAACAGCUUAGAGGUUCCUGGUACACGUCUCCUUGGUCUCAGUGUUCAGUUACCUGUGGAGGAGGAGUUCAGGUCCGUACAGUACAAUGUCUUAUUAAUGGAAGACCUGCUUCAGGAUGUCUUCCUGUUCAAAAACCAGCAGUGUCACAGGCCUGCAAUACCGACUUUUGUCCUCCAGAGAAGAAAGACACUGUUUGCAAGGAUUACUUCAACUGGUGUUACUUGGUACCUCAGCAUGGAGUGUGUGGUCACAAGUUUUAUGGCAAGCAGUGCUGCAGAUCUUGCUCAAAGUCAAACGUGUAAAUAGUUGUCAAUUUAGGAGAAAAAAAAGGGAAAAAUACAAAACAUUAUGACUAUUAAAAGGUGCUUUUUCAGUAUUGUGCUUGAGAAAUUCUCAAAGGCUCAAACAUUUUAUUAUUUGAACAGUAUUAGCAUUGAGGCGCAUCAUCCAUGAACUGCCCUUGAUAUCCUAAUUUAUGCUGUCAGAGGACACAUGCAUUUUAUUUUGUUAUGUGGAAAAACAUACUGCAUCUUUCUUGCUGGAUCACACAAAAAAAAGAAGAAAUCGGCGCAUGGAAGAAUUGCAGAACAAGCUUUGUGGCUCGUUUUACCUCACUCCUUCUGUUACAAGGACUCCACUUAAGAGAAACCAGUGAGUUUCCCUUUCCAGCAUGCCAAUAAAAGAACACUUCCGACAGCUGGUUCCAGGCAGCCGUAAGCAUGUUUCAGCACUGGUGAUUUUAUUGCCUGCUGUUAAACACUUGGAACACCCCGGUCCAUUGUAAAACUUAAUUCUGUGUUAUAACAGCAUACUCAAGGUCAUUAUCUCACUGAAAAAAUGGACUCUAAAACUGGUUUUAUUUAGUCCAUUGGAUGAGUUAAGGAGAGAACAAGAUAUUCCUAAUUGUGUUAGCAUUUCCUCUCCAUACUCUACAUUUGGUCUCAUGGUUAACGUUUGCUCAAUGUCAUAGACCUGCCCAGUGAGAAAACACAGUUUGGGUGCAGAUAAAAAUGGGGAUAUUCUAUUUUACUUUAAGGUGCUUCCAUUUAAAAAUGUCUUCAGCUUUCACUUAAAUAAUAGCAUUUUUACAUUUUUCCUUUAUAACAGCAAUUUUAACAAGUUGUCAUUAAGGUACUACAACUUUACAAUAUAUAACAGCUUCAUAGUAAUGUCUUAUAUGCCAAACAGUAAAAAAUUUCAUGUGAAUUUAUUAUGUUCUGUAGUUUAAACUCUGUGUAUUGUGGUGCUGGAAACAAACUGGAGCUCAUUUUUGGUGCUGCAAUAGAUUCAUUAAACCCUACCUACGUUGAAGGGGAUUGCACAUUAUUCCUACUGAUUGGUGAUCCCCUACAAAGGGUAAUCUUGUAAAGUUUUUUGCUAUAUAUUUAUGAACUCUUUUUUUAAUAAAC
Spea bombifrons (plains spadefoot toad) is the source of this 5223-nucleotide messenger RNA. RefSeq names its product ADAM metallopeptidase with thrombospondin type 1 motif 16 (gene ADAMTS16). The transcript is spliced from 23 exons. Gene Ontology annotation, biological process: extracellular matrix organization; proteolysis. The coding region runs from base 427 to 4116 and encodes 1229 amino acids. Lineage: Eukaryota; Metazoa; Chordata; Amphibia; Anura; Pelobatidae. Gene Ontology annotation, cellular component: extracellular matrix. Gene Ontology annotation, molecular function: metalloendopeptidase activity. The record is from RefSeq and is a predicted model, not a curated record.